AUGCCGAAUAUACCCCUAGUCGGUUGUCGACCGCCGCCCACCAUCGGUCGUCGACCUUCGUCGUCGGCCGCCGCCGCCGCCGGUCGCCGGGCGGCGAUCGGCAGCGGCCGCCGGCCACCGCCGUCGGUUUUCGGCCGCCGCCGCCGGCCGUCGAUUGGUGAAGACGGUGGCCUACUGAUGCGACCGACAGUGGCGGCGGCAACUGGUUGUCGAUGGCUGCCGCAAACUCCGGCAGAGAUAGUCAGAGAAGAACAAGUGCAAAAGGUGCAUCGUUGGGCGAUCUCUUCUUUGGCAGGGGGAUAUAACUCACUCCUCAGGCAAUCAAGAAUCUCCAGAUCAUUUGGCAAGCAAAAGAAUCCAAACAAGUCCGAAGAGGCAGCGCAACAUCUGUGCGUCACACAUCUACGGCAACGUCUUCGAUCUUUCCUCGGCAGUGUUUCUGUUGUUCCUCGGUUUAAUAAGAUGGAGUGGGAUAAUGGCGAAGAAGAUGAUCAAAAUAUUAAUGAUUAUUAUGACGAGAAUGAUGGUAGUUCGGAUCACAGUUCGGAUGAUGAAGUUUUUAUAAAUAGCAAUUGUAUAGUUGGUUUUUGGAUGGAUUGUGUUGGUGCAUUAGAUGGAACUCAUAUAUGUGUAAAGGUAUCUGAUGUAGAUGCACCUCGAUAUAGAGGAAGAAAGGAUUGGCCAACUACCAAUGUGUUGGUUGGAUGCUCCUUUGAUUUGAAGUUCAUAUAUGUCCUAGCCGGAUGGGAAGGAACUGCAUCUGAUUCUCGAAUCAUAAAAAAUGUCCUAUCCAGACGUGAUAAAUUGAUAAUUCCUCAUGAAUAUUCGAGAUGUGGCCCUACAAAUGCAAAAGAGUUAUUCAAUUUUCGAUAUGCAUCUCUUCGCGAUAUAAUCGAGAGAGCUUUUGGGGUUUUAAAGAAGAGAUUUCCAAUUAUUGCUAGUGGAACAGAACCUCAUUAUGAAAUUGACAUUCGUACAGACAUUAUCUUAGCAUGUUGUAUUCUUCAUAAUUUUUUAAUGGAGGUGGAUCCAGAUGAGAGAUUAAUUAAUGAAGUAGAUCAUGAAUUGAGUGCAACUUAUUACGAUGAAGCUAAUCCAUCAAUCAAGAAGUGGAGAUAUACCCUUGCAGCUCAUUAUGAGAAGUUGUUAGAGUUGUUUGGUCACGAUAGGGCAAAUGGGCAAAGAGCUUCUACUGUUAUAGAAAGAAAUGUUGAAAUUAUUUUAGAGGAAGAACAAAGAGAUCUUGGACUAGAUGAUGAACAUGAGAAUUUUGAAGUAAUCCCUGAUAGUCCACCAUUUGAUGAUCGAUCAAGGAAGAGAAAGCUAGCAUCUAUUGAUUCAUAUGCAUUAAGAAAAAUUCAGCCAUCGACAUUAAUGUCAAGGAAGUUGUUGCCGCAAUUGAUCGUUCAACUUCAGUGA
Zingiber officinale is the source of this 1419-nucleotide messenger RNA. RefSeq lists its product as uncharacterized. The record is from RefSeq and is a predicted model, not a curated record. The transcript is spliced from 7 exons. NCBI's taxonomy places the organism in Eukaryota, Viridiplantae, Streptophyta, Magnoliopsida, Zingiberales, Zingiberaceae. The coding region runs from base 1 to 1419 and encodes 472 amino acids.